UAGACGCGCAUCCAUGCAGCCGGGGCGACGGGGGCCACUGCUCGGGUGUGCAAUGUGACGCGGGGUCGACUGGAAGGAAAGGCUGGGUACAACACCGCGCGGGAGGAGGACGUGUUUAACCAUUAACCGGCAUUAACCACCGCGGCAGCUGUGCGGGAGCCGGUACCGUGAGGCUACAUAAAGGCGAGCGCACCCGGCGUCCACGCCUCAGCCGGAGCGCGUUACCAAGAGGUGGAGGGUACAUCCAGCCGGCCGCGCGAAGCGCGUCUGCUCUUACCGACUUCUCACUCUUCCGGACCCCGCUGACACCACAAGGUGACUGUCCACUCUGGUUGGAGGGGAACCUUUCCGCAGGCUGUAAUUCAAUCUUCAUACCCUUAAAUAUCUCCCUUGAAAACCUCCCAGCAUCCACGUGGUGUAAGGUGAGACAUUCCCAACCUGGCACACUCGCCAGUCUGACAUGACCAGUGCACUGAGAGCAUGACCAGUCAUCGCUGCAAUCUGCCCACUCCAGACCUGAUUUGAUUUGAUUUUUUCUGCAGCUCACAUUGAACUUUCCGAGGACUGUUUACAAGUGACUUGUAUGGGAUUUCUCUGGCGAGUCCCAGAGCCUAUUGUUGUCUUUUUCUCUUCCGAUUUGAACAAGUAUGCCCUCUUCUUUUUUUUGCCGGCCUACCCUGAGCACCUUGCAGUGAAUGGAGAACAUACUGGUUCUGCUCCCGAAGCACCGACAGGAACACAGGGUCAGCAGACGCACGGCUGCGUGUUGCUCGCUGCAGGUUUUUCCCUCCAGUGCUGUCUUCUCCUGGUCUUUAGUAGCAACCCCAACUCCCUGUCAGGCUCUUUAAUGGGAUAAAUUAAUUGGACUGAUCAGGUUCAAAACCAGAUCAGGUGGCCGAUUCCAUUCUAACUUCCCUGAAACAACUUGACCUUUUCUUGUCAAGCCCGCUGUCCUCCAAAGGCGUCCGCAUGGUACUUUGGUCGAAAGAGCAAGAAAAACUCCCUGACAUCGACAUGUCCUCCGGAGCCAUUGAGGAGAAGAUGGAGGGAGGGCCCCCGACAUCGGCCCUUCUCAACUCCAACUGCACCGUCCACCCGGUGAUCCUCACCGAGGGCCCCGAGGAGGUGGACCUGGGGACCGGCGGCGAGUUAGAGCUCAAAGAGGUCACAUCUUUAACAGAGAAGGCCAGUGAGACCGGGGAGGAUGAGGAGAGGACGGAGAUUGUGGUGGCAAUGGACUGCCGGGCCAACGCCAAAGGUCAACGGGAGGAGGACGCUCUCCUGGAGAACGCCAGCCAGAGCAACGAGAGCGACGACACCAGCACCGACCAGAGCCCAGAGCCGCCGGUCCCCCUCAAGGAGACCUCCUUCUCCGUUGGCCUGCAGGUGGUCAUCCCCUUCCUGCUGGCCGGGUUCGGGACGGUGGCGGCUGGAAUGGUGCUAGACAUUGUUCAGCACUGGACGGUGUUCACGGAGGUGUCAGAGGUGUUCAUCCUGGUUCCAGCACUGCUGGGGCUCAAAGGCAACCUGGAGAUGACGCUGGCCUCCAGACUUUCCACAGCGGCUAAUAUUGGUCAGAUGGACUCGGCCAAGAACAUGUGGAAGAUGAUAAUGGGGAACUUGGCCCUCAUCCAGGUCCAGGCCACAGUGGUGGGCUUCCUGGCCUCCAUUGCUGCUGUGAUCUUCGGCUGGAUCCCAGAGGGACGCUUCAGGCUGGGCCACGCCGUGCUGCUGUGUGCCUCCAGUGUGGCGACUGCCUUCAUUGCCUCUCUGCUGCUAGGGCUCAUCAUGAUCGGUGUGAUCAUCGCGGCCAGGAAAGUCGGCAUCAACCCUGACAACGUGGCCACGCCCAUUGCCGCCAGCCUCGGAGACCUGAUCACUCUGUCCCUGCUGGCAGGCAUCUCAACUGGACUCUACAAGGAGCUAGAGUUCAAUGACUACGCUAGCCCGCUGGUGUGUGCGGUGUUUGUGGCCUUGUGCCCCCUUUGGGUGCUGAUAGCUAGGAGGAUCCCCUCCACCAGAGAACUCCUGUACUCUGGCUGGGAGCCAGUCAUCAUCGCCAUGGCCAUCAGCAGUGUUGGUGGCUUGAUUCUCGACAAGACUGUCACCAACCCAAACUUUGCUGGCAUGGCGGUCUUCACCCCGGUCAUCAAUGGAGUGGGAGGUAACCUGGUCGCGGUUCAGGCCAGUCGAAUCUCCACCUAUUUGCACAUGAACGGUCUACCCAUGGGGGAUCCCAACCCCACCCCCAGGAAGUGCCCCACACCCUGCACCUCCUUCUUCGGCUCUUCUGUGAACUCCCGUUCAGCCCGCGUGCUCUUCCUCCUGGUCGCCCCGGGUCACCUCGUCUUCCUCUACACCAUCAACUCCCUGAGGGGGGGACACACCACCCUGACAGCCGUCUUCAUCACCUUCUACAUGGUUGCUGCGCUACUACAGGUGUUAAUCCUUCUCUACCUGGCAGACUGGAUGGUGCACUGGAUGUGGGGGCGGGGCAUGGACCCCGACAACUUCUCCAUCCCCUACCUGACCGCUCUGGGCGACCUGCUGGGGACCGGCUUCCUCGCCCUCUGCUUCCACAUGCGCUGGUUCAUCGGUGACACGGAGGCCAACGCGGGCAACUGAAUGCAUGCACAGCGACACGCACACACAAAAAACAACAACAACAACAAAAAACAUGUACUCUACGCUCGCACGGACAGUGACGAACAUCGCCCGUAUGUGUGGACAUUACAUUAUCUGAAAGCGGACAUUGUCAACUAUAUAAGGGCUAAUCUCUUGUAGGGCUCCGAUUGAUGGUCUAGCAUUUAAAGGGGCAGUAACGUUUCAUCUUCAUUAUAUCAGGGUUUUUUUGCAACACAGCAGCCCAGAAUCCUCACAGUAUCUGAAACACACAUAUCUCCACCUCAACCAGUCAGCAAAGCCCCGCAGACUACCCCACUCCUCCUGUAUUUGACUUAAUAACUGAGUCCUACUGCUUUUGUUAUUAUCACACUAUUGACAAUGAUUACUAUUGUUGAUAAAUAAUGCAUUUGAUAUGAACUUUUCCAUGCGCAGGGCCAGUCCUCAUUAUUUUCAAUGGGAACGUUAGCCCUUACGUUUUUUUAAAAGAUCAAGUUUUAACACUUGAAACCAAGACAGCAAAAAACAAGCCUAGAAUGCUUAAUCACCAAGUGCUACGUCAUGUACAGAAUGAAUAUAUGUGUCUCAUUUCUGAUUUAGUAGAGAUUGCAAAGGGAUAGAAAUUGGGGGGAGGGGGAGGAAGGUUUACUACAGGGGACCGGACCGCAAGCGUAACAAGCUAAAUCCCUUCUUGCCAUCGCUCCCCGUCAGGUGGCUUGAUUUGAGACAACGAGUCUAAUUCUCAAGUCCAAUUCUCGACUCUAGAAUUCUCGACUCUAGAAUUCUGGACUCGGGAAUUAGGAACAUCAGAUUACGAUCCAACAAACGUUUACGUCGGUCACGACUAGAAGGGAUUUACCUCUGCUUCUUAUCAGCAGUUGAGAACCUUCUAAUUAAGGCCUAUUUAAAAGAUUAUGUUGCGUGCUCACGCUGGAGUCCGCAGAAGUUACACUGCUUCCCUUCUUUUUUUGGGGGGUGGGUCACAUCUACUAAAAACUGCCAUUACGAAAUGACCCGAGUAAUAUUUAUCUCUAUUUGACCAGCAAACGAAACAGUGGAAAAUAGUAUGUGUAAAACGACCAGUUAGGAAUUAUUGGUACACCUGACACGCAAACAUACCUAACUUUUGGCUGAAACUCACAAGGGUUUAUUGUGAAUGCCGAGAGGUUAGAGAGGUCUUAUUUAGCGGUUCCAGGUGAGGAUAGCACCAGUCCCCCCCUGUCUGAAGCCAUCCACCCACUUUCUACUGAAGCAAGCAAGUUGUUGUUAUUGCUGUUAUGUUGCCCAGGCCAGGCUUACAGUAAGUGAAUAGAAGCUCAACAUGCAGUGACUCACUGGAAACAACCUGCAGAGCUCAGCCAACUCAACGCCAUUGUUUUCUCGCAUUGAUAUAAUGUGUUGCGUUGCCUCAGCCAGCAUGUGUCCACUCAGGUUCAGCUGUCUGGUACUAGGGGAAAGGUUCCGAUCGCUGAUGUUUUGUGUGGAUAUUGGUUCUCUUUAAUUAGACAACUUUAGUGGCUUGUUGGGAAUCAAAAAUGGAGCGCUGAUCCUUUCCUAUGAAAGACAGACCAAUGAUGUUGUCUGAGGUUGGUUAACAGUUAGGUGACAGUGGCUACAGGAAGUUGUGGCAAACCCUUUUUUUAUGUAUGUUUGUGUUGGUUUUCUUUCCGUUGCCUUUGGAUUCAGAUUCACCGAAAGCACCAACCAGCUUAGCACUUAAAGCUGUCCUACGGAUCAGUCAAAGCAGCGCUGAUAAAAACCAAGUCACACUAAUGUGCAAAACAUAUACAUUUAGAUAAAUUCACUUCAAUGGAAUCAGUGGCAUGGAGAAGUAAUUCCGUAAAGUUCAACUUUACGGAAUUGUGAAAUUGACCAAUUAGCAAAACGUCUAUCGUAGCUUAUUAGCCGCGUUGCACCAUCCGCUUGUAUCUAUCCCUCCUCUGUCAGAGCACGAUUAAAGGUUCUCCAAGCUAACAAGCUUGUCAUCAGUUAGCAAGUUUCGUUAGCUUUUAUUUCCCUCUGUCCCCCUUAUAGUAACGCUAUGUCGAAUGAAAUGAUGUACAAUCUUGAGAACGAGGCACAGCGCAGAGAAAAUAGAAAGAAACCGGGAGAGCUGUUGUGACCGACUAGCGUUAGCUUGUUUCCUGGUUAGCUAUUUUCCCCAUUUUCUCGAGUACAUUUUGCUGUGCUAGUUUGUGGUGUGACCGGGCACCGAGGAAUUUUAUUACGUUUUUUUUCUUUUUUUCUGAUUAUGUAGAGUACGUUCUGGUAAACUAAGGAAGCCCUGGGUGGUCAAGAGAACUUUGGUAAUCCAUUUUUUUCGGAUACUCUCUAAAAACUUAAUCCUGGCAACUCUUCUUUUUUUUUUCACCUGGCAAAAUGUCCCCAUAUUUGCUUCACAGAUGAGAGAUACAUUUCAGGAAAUUGGAAAGAUCAUCCUGGCAAAACAUUUUUCUCAUCUGUUAAAUCAUAAACACAGGAAAGAAAACAAUUCAGAUCAGGUCUUUUUUUCUCACUUCCAGGCCUCUCAGGGCUUCUGUAUGUCACACAAAUAAUUGAUAAAAAUAACUAAUAAUAAUCUCUCUGGUGAGGGAGGAGCCUGACCUUUUGUAAGUGAAGGACUCGACUGGUCAAAAAUCGGUUUAACCUCAGUAACACUCUAUCUGCCGCCUGACUGUGAGACUCUGCCCUGAGCUGACUCUUUGAGGGCUCACGAGUCAUUUUCGACGGAAUGUACCGAGUACGAAUGCAACUUAGCCGACUUCUGUGCUGUUUAGAAGGGGCCAGCAGAACGCAUGUGCAGGGCACAUAAUGUGAAUGUGCAAAACUUGAUUAUUUUAUUUGUUAAAAAUCCUGUUAUGGUCUUACUGAUUUUUUUAUGUGUCAAUUAUGUGAUUUUUUUUUGCGGGGGUAGGGGGUUCUUUUCCUUUCCUCCUCUCCCUAAUCUUUUUAACUCUUCGUGAUUAUUAAAUUGAUGUCGUAAUAUCUCACCGGGCAAACAACCACUGUAAAGAUGAAGCAAGUUCUCCACGCUGGUCAAAGGCACAAUGUACUGUAAUCUGCAAAUGAAACGGACACCAGAGGGCGCUGCAGGGAUCCUCUUAAAUGUACAACUUUUUAGUGCAUCUCUGUGUCCUCUGGAUUCAAACCCGCACGAGUCCAACUGGAGUGACGCUUUUAUUUUGUCUUCUUCUCUACAGACGUGUUGUAAAAGUUGCAUCCUUCAUCCGUUCACUCUCAGUCUGUAUCCUCCACUCUCGACCGGGUGCCGCCGUUCUGCCUCUGUGUCAAAUGGAAAGUUGUGAAUACUUCUAUAAAAGGGGCAAGUAA
Cyclopterus lumpus (lumpfish) is the source of this 5952-nucleotide messenger RNA. It is a transcript of the gene slc41a1, whose product is annotated as solute carrier family 41 member 1. The transcript has 11 exons. Gene Ontology annotation, biological process: monoatomic cation transport. Gene Ontology annotation, cellular component: plasma membrane. Gene Ontology annotation, molecular function: monoatomic cation transmembrane transporter activity. Bases 970 to 2625 code for a protein of 551 amino acids. The record is from RefSeq and is a predicted model, not a curated record. NCBI's taxonomy places the organism in Eukaryota, Metazoa, Chordata, Actinopteri, Perciformes, Cyclopteridae.